Messenger RNA from Dovyalis caffra, 1203 nucleotides. NCBI's taxonomy places the organism in Eukaryota, Viridiplantae, Streptophyta, Magnoliopsida, Malpighiales, Salicaceae. The record is from the annotation of a GenBank genome assembly.
AUGGAUGAUGAACAGCUCCACUUUUUAUCUGGGAUAAUGACACCUACUCUGAAAGGCACCAUUAGGGAGUCACAUGCUCUCCCAACUGCCCUUGCAAGCAACAAAGUGCAGAUGGAUGAACAUGCUGCCAUCAUGGAGUCCAAAAUCAGUCAAAUAAAGGACAUCUUUCCUGAUUAUGGUAAAGGGUUCCUAGCUGCCUGUCUUGAAGCUUAUAACCAUAAUCCAGAGGAGGUCAUUCAAAGGAUACUAGAGGGGACCCUCCAUGAAGAUCUACAGAGUUUGGAUACUUCAUCAGAGACAAUGUCACUGCCCAAAACUGCUUCAACUGUGAGCAGGAAAGAUAAAGGAAAGGGGAAGUUGGUUGAAUCUACACUUCCUUCGACAACAUCACUACACUCUGCUAAUCCAGUGGUCCCUGGGGAACAGCGACAAAUUGACGGUCCCUCUGUUUCAUCAUCAUCUGCAGUAGGAAGAUUUGUCAGAAAGCCUAACGACAUGCCUGAUCACUAUACUGCCGAUACCAGAGAUCACAAGGAUACAGCAAGGAUGGCUGCUCUAAUUUCACAGUAUGAGUAUGAAGAUGAGUAUGACGACUCCUUUGAUGAUCUGGGUUUGAGUGUUGCUGAGUCCAGGUUGGAGGAGAAUGAAUUAUUAGGUGACAGAAUAAACUCUAAUUCAGGGAUAUCUUCAGGGACUGAAACUGAAACGUCUGUUCAAACCACUCCUAAUACUAAAUGGGGCUCCAGGAAAAAGCCGCAAUAUUAUGUAAAGGAUGGAAAGAACUAUAGUUACAAGGUUGCAGGUUCGGUUGGGGUGGCAAAUGCCAAUGAAGCUUCUGUUAUUAAUCAAGCGCAGGCAGAUCUAAUUUAUGGUCUUGGACGUGGUGGUAAUGUUCCCCUAGGUGCAGCUAAGAAGUUGGCUGAGUAUCAUGAGCAGGAUCGGGACCAGUCUGAUGAACCUGAGACAGAAGGAAGAGGGAAUACAGGGAAUUCCAGAGGUCGGGCCAGGGGCAGGGGAAGUAACAGAGGAGGAAGGCUGAAGGAAUCGAAUGAGAACCAAGACAACAAGUCUGAUGGCUCUGAGAUUCAAGGGAGAGAAAAUGCUCCAAACCCUAGAGGUAGAGGGUGGGGAAGAGGAAGUAAUCAUCACAACAGGAAGAAUAGAGCCAUAAAUAAGCACUUCUCUGGAUUGUCUGGUUUCUAG